UAAUGAUGAAACAAAGGUUAUAUUUCUUCAUAACAAAAAAAUGACGCGAACAUUUUUUUCAUUCAUAAAAGCAAUAACGAAAGAAAGAAUUUGAGACAAAUAAAUCCGCCCACCCCCCAUAAUUUCGCAUGAUGAUAAUUUAGCUGUAUUAUGAACUAUUAAGUUAAAUUUUAUAAAAGAUACGUUAUUCAAUUAUUAAAUAUUAAUCAUAAAAUAAUUUAAUAUGUUUAAAAAACUAUAAAAAAAUUAAUGAUAUUCGUGCUGUUGUUCUACGCAGUGUUGUUAUGCAUUAGUUUCUAAUAUCUAUAGUCUUAAUUAAACAAAAUUUUUAAAUAAAACAAUAAAAAUGCUUCAGCUCUUAUUAUUCAUAAAGUGCUAGUUUCAUUACUAAGAAUUCACUCUAUUCAUGGCGUUUCGUAUGAUGUCAGCAAUAGUAACAGGAACUCAAAUUACAACAGAAUCUAAUAAUGAACCUAAUCAUGCAAAUGAUAGGGCAAAACUUCAAGAAAAUCUUUUAGCGGCAGCUAAAUUAUGUCAUGUAAGAUUUGGAGGUCGAAUGGAAUUAGCCACUGAAAGUGAUCAAUGUGUCUCAAAACUCUGUCAUGCUUUUGAAUCAAUAUUUUGUCAUGGAUUACGAUCUAAACCGAUUGAUAAAUUUAAUUCGGCAUUAAGACACGUAUCGGAUUUAGUUUCUGGAGUAACGACCAAAAACGAUGCAGCUUUUUGGCCUUGUAUAAAAGAGCAAUGUACAUGGCAUGAGCAAGAAAGAUUCAGUGUUCUCAGGCAUGUUCAAACGGAUUAUGGACGUGGGCGUGCAUGGUUGAGAGCUGCAUUAAAUGAACGAUCUUUAGAGCGUCAUCUGCAUGCGAUUAUUAAUAUUAGUACCUUAAUAGUUUUUUAUGAAGAUUGGGCUUUUUUGAUGGAUCAAGAAAAGAGUUCAGUGCUUCCUAAUAUUGCUGCAGGACUUGGAACAAUUGUAUUUGCAAUUAGGAUUGAUAAUGAAGAAUUGGAUGAUCGAUCUGAAAACAGAGAAGUUGGGAAGUUUUUAGCUUCACAAUCAGAACCAAUUAUUUCUUCAGGAUUAGAAUCAAAUGUAAUACGUGAAAAAAGGAAGAAAGUUCCAGCUCAAAUAAUAUCUUUUGAUAAUGAUGAAGAAGAUGAUAAAAUAUUAGAUAAUAAAACGACAGCAUCAAUGAGUGCUCCACCUACUUGUUCAAAUUCUCCUUCCACAAUUAUCAAUAAAGAUUCUAUAUCUCCAUUUGAACCCACAUCGCUAAAUAUUUUAGAAGCCCGGGAUUCUAAUGAUGUAACUUCAGAUGUUCAAUCUAAUAAUUUUGAAAGAAGUGAUUCUUUAGAGGAAGAAAGAGUUUUAACUCCGUUAACUGAUGUUGGGAAUAUCGGAGGGUUAGUUCCAGUGUCUCCACUAGAUCAAACACUUAAUGAUAUGCUGGUAACUCUUCCUAAUUAUAUAGAUGAUGAAUCUGAAAUUACAGAGAAUGCUAUUGAAGCUACAGAACCUUUAGCUGGUUUAGAUUCUCAUAUAGAUGCUGAUCAAUUAGACAUUAAUGCUCUUCGAGUUCGACUUUUAGCAAUGAGUGAAGUUCUAGAACAAGCUAAAGAAGAUGCUGUUACUAGUAGAUUACAAUUAGCACGAUUCCAAAGACAGCAUCAAAAUUAUUUAGAGCGCCAUGAGGUUCAAUUGCAGGCAUUGAACAGAGAAAAUGAGUUACUAAGACAGCAAUUACGGAAAUAUGUCACUGCUGUACAGAUGUUAAAAAGAGAUUCAGAUAAUGCUAUGGUUUCAGAAGAAGAACAAUCGAGAGAUUAUCAUAAUGAAGCUCAACAGUACCAAGAAAAACUAGUUCAAGUAGCUGAAAUGCAUGCAGAGCUCAUGGAAUUCAAUGCCAGAUUAACUAUGCAAUUAACCAAUCGUGAUAUAUUAGUUAAAAGACUGCAAACAGAAUUAGAAUGUUUACGAGGACCUUUGAAUGAAGAAGAUAUGCCUGCUGAACCACCUUGUCUUAUUCACAUCUGGAUUCCAUCGGCGUUUCUCACUGGACAAUUAUCAGAUAUUCAUCAUGUUUAUCAGAUAUACAUUCGCAUUAGAGAUGUUGAAUGGAAUAUUUACCGUCGUUAUGCUCAAUUUUACGCUCUCUAUAGAGAAUUAAAGAAACAUGAUACUAUUGUUACAACUUUUGAAUUUCCUCCGAAAAAAACUAUAGGAAAUAAAGAUGCUAAAUUUGUUGAAGAACGAAGGCAAAAACUUCAACAGUGGUUGAGAAGAAUCGUUGGUAGAUUAGCACAUUGUUCUCCUGCAUUUACUUUGCGACCAACUAAGCAUACAUUAAUAUCUCUUAUACCAUUUUUUGGUGAUUAUGUAAAUAAUGAAACAGCUAAAAGGAAAAGUUCAGGAAGAAAUAAUUUAUCAUCUUCACCGCAGUACAUGGGUUUAUAACUCAAAAUAUUAUUGCUGUUAAAUGUAUAUAAACGAAUUGAAAUUUAAUUUAUAAAAUGAAAUUUUUUAAAUUAACAAAUUUUAAUUUGAAUAAUAUUUUAUUUUGAAAAGCUAUAAGUUUUCAAUGAGAUACACUAAUUAAUUUUUGUUAUUAGAUACAAAUGUAAUGAUUCAAUAUAAAAAUUGUUACUAAUGUAUUACAGAAAUUUGCUGUACUUUAUAUCAUGAUUGUUAAUGUAAUUUGUACAGUAUUAUUUCUUAAUAUUUAUUAUAAUCGGUUGAUAAAAAUUGACUCUAUGCAUGAAUGUUAGCAUAAAAAAAUUCAUAUAUGUUAAUAAUAAUUAUUAAAGGCUGGCCUUUCAUAUAUAAAGAUUCAUUAAUUGAUGUGUUAAUUGGCACUAUUUUUAAUGUAAAUAGUAAUAUACUUUCUUAUGAUAUUAAUUAGAAAGUAAGUAAAAAUAAGGAAAUGAAAAACGUCCAAGUGAAUGUGAUGUUGAUAAAUUUUAAAAAAUUUUAUUUAUGUAAGGCGACUUAACAGUAAUAUAAAAAGGUACACUUCUUUCAUACUUAUACUUUAUGAUAAAAAUAAAAGUGCAUAUUAUUAUUGGAACAAGUACAUACAACUUUAGGCUGAUAAAUAAUACAAGGAAUUAUUUUUUUAUAAAAACGAUACGUCUAGCCAUUUACGCAGAUGAGUUGUUUAUUUCUUUUUUCAUUAUUUAUGUAUUACAUUAUUAUUUUUUUUUUGUUUUCAAAUUAUUGUAGAAAGAAUAAACCAAAAUAAAGCGGGAAGAAAUUAUGUGAGAUCAGUAUUUAAUCCUAAAGCUAAAAAAACAUUAACAAAUUGACCUUAAAUAAUAGUAAAAAUUAUUUUUUUUAUUUAUUCAUAAAUGUAAAAAGAUAUAUUAAGUAAAUAAAAUUAAAACAAAUUAACCACAGUUGUAUUGAAAAUUGUAACAACUAUUCCUUUCCAUAUUGCGAUAAUUAAUAGUAUUAAUUACCAAGGUGUGUUAAUAAUUGUUUUCUUUCAUGUUAUCAUUCAUGAACCAU
This is a messenger RNA of Chelonus insularis, 3505 nucleotides long. Its product is annotated as sorting nexin-29. The transcript has 5 exons. Lineage: Eukaryota; Metazoa; Arthropoda; Insecta; Hymenoptera; Braconidae. The record is from RefSeq and is a predicted model, not a curated record. Gene Ontology annotation, molecular function: phosphatidylinositol binding. The coding region runs from base 407 to 2455 and encodes 682 amino acids.